This is a messenger RNA of Acanthosepion pharaonis, 2697 nucleotides long. NCBI's taxonomy places the organism in Eukaryota, Metazoa, Mollusca, Cephalopoda, Sepiida, Sepiidae. The record is from the annotation of a GenBank genome assembly.
AUGCCGCCCAAGAAACGAAGUGGCGACGAUGAAGCCAACAACCAGAUGAAAAGGAGAAGAAAGAAGAAUGGAGACGACGUGGAAUUUGGACUGGCCGAGUCGAUUGAGUCUGAUGACGAAAAUCUGGACAUAACAUUAGAAGGGUCCCUUGUAAAUGGGGAAGUCUUGUUCUCUGGUGGAACCAAUUGGUGUAUGAUUGGACGAAGCCACCUUCCUAAAGGAGUAAAAAACACUGGCGGCCCUAACUUAUGGGGUCCCCAUCGUAUUGCCAACCUGUGUGGGGUGAGAGUACGAACUGUGGUGUCUGGUUGUACAGCAUGUCACAAUGUGAUCAUCACUGCCGAAGGCAAAGUCAUGACUUGGGGUCGCAAUGAAAAGGGUCAAUUGGGGCAUGGGGAUGAUACACGCAGAGACACCCCAACCCAUGUGGAAGCUUUGGCAAAUGAUGUGAUCAUUGAUGCUGCCUGCGGGAAAAACCACACCCUCUUCAUAACUGCAAGAUUUAAGUUUUUUCUUUCUUUUUUUCUUUCUUUCCGUUUUCUUUCUUUUCGUUUCUCUUUCUUUCCGUUUCUCUUUCUUUCCGUUUCUCUUUCUUUCCGUUUCUCUUUCUUUCCGUUUCUCUUUCUUUCCGUUUCUCUUUCUUUCCGUUUCUCUUUCUUUCCGUUUCUCUUUCUUUCCGUUUCUCUUUCUUUCGUUUCUCUUUCUCUUUCUUUCCGUUUCUCUUUCUUUCCGUUUCUCUUUCUUUCGUUUCUCUUUCUUUCGUUUCUCUUUCUUUCCGUUUCUCUCUUUCUCUUUCUUUCCGUUUCUCUUUCUUUCCGUUUCUCUUUCUUUCCGUUUUCUUUCUUUCGUUUUCUUUCCGUUUCUCUUUCUUUCCGUUUCUCUUUCUUUCCGUUUCUCUUUCUUUCCGUUUCUCUUUUCCGUUUCUCUUUCUUUCCGUUUCUCUUUCUUUCCGUUUCUCUUUCUUUCCGUUUCUCUUUCUUUCCGUUUCUCUUUCUUUCCGUUUCUCUUUCUUUUUCUCUUUCUUUCCGUUUCUCUUUCUUUCCGUUUCUCUUUCUUUCCGUUUCUCUUUCUUUCCGUUUCUCUUUCUUUCCGUUUCUCUUUCUUUCCGUUUCUCUUUCUUUCCGUUUCUCUUUCUUUCGUUUCUCUUUCCGUUUCUCUUUCUUUCGUUUCUCUUUCCGUUUCUCUUUCUUUCCGUUUCUCUUUCUUUCCGUUUCUCUUUCUUUCGUUUUCUUUCUUUCCGUUUUUCUUUCUUUCCGUUUCUCUUUCUUUCGUUUUCUUUCUUUCCGUUUCUCUUUCUUUCCGUUUCUCUUUCUUUCCGUUUCUCUUUCUUUCCGUUUCUCUUUCUUUCGUUUCUCUUUCUUUCCGUUUCUCUUUCUUUCGUUUCUCUUUCUUUCCGUUUCUCUUUCUUUCCGUUUCUCUUUCUUUCCGUUUCUCUUUCUUUCCGUUUCUCUUUCUUUCCGUUUCUCUUUCUUUCCGUUUCUCUUUCUUUCCGUUUCUCUUUCUUUCCGUUUCUCUUUCUUUCUUUCUCUUUCUUUUCUCUUUCUUUCGUUUCUCUUUCUUUCCGUUUCUCUUUCUUUCCGUUUCUCUUUCUUUCCGUUUCUCUUUCUUUCCGUUUCUCUUUCUUUCCGUUUCUCUUUCUUUCCGUUUCUCUUUCUUUCCGUUUCUCUUUCUUUCCGUUUCUCUUUCUUUCCGUUUCUCUUUCUUUCCGUUUCUCUUUCUUUCCGUUUCUCUUUCUUUCCGUUUCUCUUCUCUUUUUUCUUUUACUUUUUUAAACUUUGGGAAGACUAUUUUAAAAAGGGUAAAGUAUUCUCCUGUGGUGACAAUAAAAUGGGGCAACUUGGUAUUGGGCACCAGAGUCCCUGUGUGCCAACACCUAUCAGAAUUCAUUAUAAAGGUCCUCCAAUCCGAAAAGUCGCUUGUGGUGGUGAAUUUAGUAUGUUGGCAGAUAUCCGUGGUAAUCUUUAUUCAUUUGGUUGUCCAGAAUAUGGUCAGUUAGGAAACAAUUCGGAUGGUAAAUAUUUUGUAACCAGCAACAAACUGUCCUUCAAGUGUGACCUCGUUCCAAAGAAAGUGCAUGUGUUUAUUGAAAAGACCCGAGAUGGUCAUAUCAUUCCAAUCACUGAUGUAGAAAUCCGUAACAUUGCAUGCGGAAUAAAUCAUACAAUUGCUCUUGAUUCUAAAAAACGGGUCUAUACUUGGGGAUUUGGUGGCUAUGGACGGUUGGGACAUUCUGAACCCAAAGAUGAAUUAGUGCCAAGACAUUUAAAAUUCUUUGAUGGUCCCAAUAGAGGAGCAGCUCAGAUUUUUGCUGGCUCUACAUUCUGUCUUGCUGUCAACGAAUUAGGCAAUUUGUUUUUCUGGGGACAAACUAAAUCUACUGGUGAAGCAUCCAUGUAUCCGAAAUUGGUCCAAGACUUAUCUGGUUGGAGGGUGAGGAGUGUCGGAUGUUGUAACAAGAGCAUUGUGGUUGCUGCUGAUGAAAGUGUCAUCAGUUGGGGACCAAGUCCAACUUAUGGAGAACUGGGUUAUGGCGACCAUAAGCCUCACUCCUCUACAGUUCCUCAAGAAGUAAAAACCCUUGAUGGCAUUUAUAUUCAUGGUGUUGCCUGUGGCUAUGGCCAUUCUCUUUAUCUUGCACGAGCAGACACUGAAGCCAACAGAGAGAAACUUGAACGGUUGCCUAUCUAUACACCUUAA